AUGCCUCCAAGAAAGCGUAAGAUUGCAGAACCAGGACCAGAACCAGAACCGGUUUCAACGGAAGAACAACAGGUGACUGACCAAGUGCCAACUGAUGCUGAAGUUGUGAAUGGCGAACCUGAACCUAAGAUACAAAGGAGAACAUAUACUGCAGGUAAACAUCCGAAACCUGCAUCAGAAGAAAUAUCACCAGUAGACUAUUCUACUCCAUUAAAUCCAGACUCUGAACUAUUUAAAGAUUCAGAUUGGACUAUACAAAGACUAAAUACAUUCAUUAAUUUCACAUUGACGAAAUUGUCUGAAACUUAUAAAGAUAUCUUUAAAGAUUUUAUUAAAUUGCCAAGUAGGAAAUUCCAUCCUCAAUAUUAUCAUAAGAUUGAAAAUCCAAUUUCAAUCAAUGAAAUUAAUAAGAGAGACUAUGAGCAUAUGAAUAAUAAAAGUGAUGAUGCGGAAGAAAAAGAGGAAGAAGAACAAGCAGCAACAUAUAAAAGUACUGGUGUCAAGAGUUUCCUUUUAGAUGUUGAACUGUUAGCAAAAAAUUGUCAUGCCUUUAACGUAGAAGAUAGUCUUAUAGUUAAAAAUUCAUCUCAAAUGGUUAUGUACAUUGAAUUUGAAGUAUUGAAAGCAAAGAAUUUCUCCAGAAAUUAUUUAGUUAAUGAUGAAGUUAAAAUUAAGUUAAUUGAAUUGAUCGAAAAAGUCAUCAAUGGGACGGAGAAAUCAAUUGAUAAAGAAAUGGGUCAGAAAUUUAAGGAUUCAAAUUCUGUUUUCAAAUUAAGUGAUCCAUUUAUGGAUCUAAUCAACAAGGAUGAAUUACCAGAAUAUUAUGAUCUUAUUCAUAAACCAAUGGCUAUUAAUGUGGUGAAGGAAAACUUAGAAAUUGGAACCUACCUCAACUUGUAUGAUUUCAUUAUAGAUAUGCAACUAAUUUUCCAAAAUGCUUUUGUUUUCAAUCAUCCUAGCACCGAAAUUUAUCAAGACGCAAAAAAACUAUUAAGCUAUUUUGAAUACUUGAUGAAAAAUAAAGUUUUCCCUGAAUUGAAAGAUGCUAAUGAAAGAGGUGAAAUUAAUUUGAUUCAAGGUCAUGAUGAAUAUGAUCUUCAUUUAGCUGAAUUAAAGCGAAGACAAGAGAAAGCUGCCGCGACUGUAGCAGCAGCAGCUCUUACUACAGCAGGUCCAAGUACGACCAUUACAUCUGUUGGCUUAUCAGCCAUUCAUUCAAUGAAUUCAUUUGAUAUAACCAGAGGAACUUUAGGACCAGAUAAGGAUUUACACUUCAAUAAUAAUGUACAAUCAAUGGAAUCUACUUCUAAAAAUGAAACUGUAACAUUAAAAAAUGAACUAAUAAAUGAUUAUGAUUUCGACCAUUUCGAAGGCUUAGGGAAUGGAUAUACAAGAACUUUACUAGAUGAAGACUUCUUGUUAAAUCCAAAUUCUUCAAAGCCACCAGCAGCUGCCGCAUCGGCCAGGACGGCUGAAGAAAUAAAAAAACUUGAAUCAAUUAUAAAAAUAGAAAAAUCAGAGGAAGAGAAACCUACGAUACUAAAAUAUAAUAUUAUUAAGUCAAUGAAAACGGAACCUGAAGUAGCUGAUGAAUAUAAAAUUGAUACCACACCAUACGAACUAAUAAAAACAUUAUCGAUAUAUUCAUCCAAAUCAUUCUAUAAUCAUUCGAUACAUCCGAUACAAGGAUCAAGACCAUCAACUAUUCAAAAUUGGCUUGAAUUUAACUUUAUUGGUGAUGAAUUAAAUCAAAAUGAAAAUAUAUUCUCGAUUAAUUUAGAACCUCAUCAGUUAUUUAUGUCACUAUUAAUCUAUUUGAAUCAAGAUUCUCUUACUGAGAAUGAUUCAGAAACGUCUUUGAUCUUAAAUAAACAGCCAAUUAAGUUACUAGAUGUUAAUGGUAAUCCUAAGAUUAUCAAUCCUUCCCCGAUACCAAAGCCACCACAACCAGCACAAUCAGAAUCAGGACGAGUGCCUGUUGAAAACGGAACUUCGACGAGCACACAAGAAGAAGAAGAAGUGGAGAAAGUGAAACCGAAGGAACCAGAGAGAUAUAAUAUUAGGUUGAUCGAAGGGUUAAACAAACUUGAAUAUACAUGUAAAGACAAAAAUAGUGGUAAAGAAGAAAACAUGAAGUUUUUUAUAAACGUCUUACCAUAA
This is a messenger RNA of Naumovozyma dairenensis CBS 421, 2160 nucleotides long. It is a transcript of the gene RSC4, whose product is annotated as Rsc4p. The transcript has a single exon. Gene Ontology annotation, biological process: chromatin remodeling. The coding region runs from base 1 to 2160 and encodes 719 amino acids. Gene Ontology annotation, cellular component: RSC-type complex. NCBI's taxonomy places the organism in Eukaryota, Fungi, Ascomycota, Saccharomycetes, Saccharomycetales, Saccharomycetaceae. Gene Ontology annotation, molecular function: protein binding. The record is from RefSeq and is a predicted model, not a curated record.